Messenger RNA from Perognathus longimembris pacificus (Pacific pocket mouse), 4150 nucleotides. RefSeq names its product kinesin family member 14 (gene Kif14). Gene Ontology annotation, cellular component: adherens junction. Gene Ontology annotation, biological process: regulation of protein localization; microtubule-based movement. Gene Ontology annotation, molecular function: cell adhesion molecule binding; microtubule binding; ATP binding. The record is from RefSeq and is a predicted model, not a curated record. NCBI's taxonomy places the organism in Eukaryota, Metazoa, Chordata, Mammalia, Rodentia, Heteromyidae. The coding region runs from base 362 to 4150 and encodes 1262 amino acids. The transcript has 29 exons.
CAUCAGUUCCCAUCGUGGAAGUAUCGGGAAGGAUGUCGCCGACCAUCCCCACACGCUCGGAAGCCUGGAGAAAAGAGCCCCUGUGCCACGCACCCCCGGACACAAGUCUACACCACAGCACCGCCUGCCUCCGCCUAAAAGCCCGGCUGCACCCGCGGGGAAAGGCAGGGCGCCCAGCCUGCAAAGGCCCCAAAGCGCUCUCCUUGCAAGUAAAAGGGAUGUGUCCCAAGAAAACACGCUCCUUCCCGAGGGCACAACUGCGGUUGUGAACAACGGCUCCACAGAAGCUGACCCCUUCAAAGUGGAGAACAGUCAGGUGACCGUGGCUGUCCGAGUGAGGCCCCUCAGCAAAAGAGAGCAGAUGGAGAAGGCAAUCCAGGUCGUUUUCAUGAACGGAGAAGAAAUCACCGUGGAGCAUCCCGACACGAGACAAGUGUAUACGUUUUCCUACGAUGUUUCCUUCUGGUCCUUUGAUGAACGCCACCCUCGCUACGCCAGCCAGACAGCCGUGUAUGAGAGGCUAGCAGCGCCUCUCCUGGAGGGAGCCUUCGAAGGCUUCAACACCUGUCUCUUCGCGUAUGGUCAGACCGGCUCUGGAAAAUCCUAUACGAUGAUGGGAUUUAGCGAAGAACUAGGAAUAAUUCCAAGAUUUUGUGAAGAUCUUUUUGCCCAAGUUGCCAAAAAGCAAACUCAAGAGGUCAGCUACCACCUUGAAAUGAGCUUCUUUGAAGUCUAUAAUGAAAAAAUUCAUGACCUUCUGGUUUGUAAAGGUGAACAUGGUCAGAGAAAGCAACCACUGAGAGUGAGGGAGCAUCCCAUGUCCGGACCCUAUGUUGAGGGAUUGUCCAUGAACGUUGUCAAUUCUUACUCUGAUAUCCAGAGCUGGCUGGAACUGGGGAACAAGCAAAGAGCCACUGCGGCGACCGGCAUGAAUGACAAAAGUUCCCGCUCCCACUCUGUGCUGGCCCUGGUGAUGACCCAGACCAAGACGGAAUUUGUGGAGGGGGAAGAACAUGAUCACAGGAUAACAAGCCGCAUAAACCUCAUAGAUCUGGCCGGCAGCGAGCGCUGCUCCACAGCCCAGACCAGCGGGGACCGGCUCAAGGAGGGCGUGAGCAUUAACAAGUCCUUGCUAACUUUGGGAAAGGUUAUAUCUGCACUCUCAGAACAAGCAAACCGAAGGAGAGUUUUUGUUCCCUAUCGCGAGUCUGUUCUUACGUGGCUCCUUAAAGAAAGUCUGGGUGGAAAUUCCAAAACUGCUAUGAUUGCUACGGUCAGCCCCGCAUCCAGCAACCUGGAAGAAACCUUAAGCACGCUCAGAUAUGCUAGCCAGGCACGCUUGAUCGUCAACGUUGCCAAAGUCAAUGAAGACGUGAACGCCAAGCUAAUCAGAGAAUUGAAAGCAGAAAUUGAAAAGCUAAAAGCUGCCCAAAGAAACAAUCGGAAUAUUGACCCUGAACGAUACCGGCUCUGUCAGCAAGAAAUAACAUCUCUGAGGCUGAAACUGCACCAGCAGGAGAGAGACAUGGCAGAGAUGCAGAGGAUAUGGAAAGAAAAGUUUGAACAGGCUGAGAAAAGAAAACUUCAAGAAACAAAAGAGUUACAGAAAGCCGGAAUUACAUUUCAGAUGGACAACCAUUUUCCAAACCUUGUCCAUCUCAGCGAAGACCCGCAGCUGUCCGAGAUGCUGCUGUAUGUGAUCAAAGAAGGAACAACUACAGUGGGGAAGUGCAGACCGCAUGCAAAGCAUGACAUUCAGCUGUCCGGGGUCUUGAUUGCUGACGACCAUUGUAUGAUCAAAAAUCUGGAAGGGACAGUGAGCAUUAUCCCGGUUGGGGAAGCAAAGACCUACGUAAAUGGAAGACACAUCUUGGAGUCCACAGUGCUGCGUCACGGUGAUCGAGUGAUUCUUGGUGGCGAUCAUUAUUUCAGAUUUAAUCACCCAGUCGAAGUCCAGGAAGGGAGAAAGCCCUCCAGUAGAGAUACUCUUGCAAGUGAGGCUCCAAAAGACUUUGAAUUUGCCAAGAAUGAGUUACUGGUGGCACAGAGAUCUCAACUCGAGGCAGAGGUGAAAGAAGCGCAGCUGAAGGCAAAGGAGGAGAUGAUGCAAGGCAUCCAGAUCGCCAAGGAGAUGGCUCAGCACGAGCUCGCCUCUCAGAGAGCCGCGUACGAGAGCAAGAUCCAAGCCCUGGAAGCAGAACUGAGGGAAGAGUCUCAAAGGAAGAAAAUGCAGGAGAUAAAUAACCAAAAGGCGAAUCACAAAAUCGAGGAAUUAGAAAAGACGAAGCAGCAUCUUGAACAGAAAAUAUAUGUCAACAAAAAACGACUAGAAAUGGAGACUCUGGCUACAAAGCAGGCCUUAGCAGACCACAGUGUCCGCCACGCAAAAAUCCUGGAGGCUUUAGAAGCUGAAAAGCAAAAAAUUGCUAAAGAACUACAAAUUUUGCAGCAGAAUCGGACUAAUAGGGAUAAACUGUUGACAGUUCAGCCCAGCUGGAGCUCCAUGAAACUCUCGGUGAUGAUCCAGGAAGCCAACACCAUCAGCAGCAAACUGAAAAAACGUUACGCUUUUGGCAGAGACCAUGCAUCUGAUAAGGGGCGUUCGGAUACUUCUAUCCGGGUCCGAGACUUGCGGCUCGGGAUCUCAACUGUAUGGAGUGUGGAAAAGUUUGAAUCUAAACUUGCAACCAUGAAAGAACUCUAUGAGAGUAAUGGUAUUAACAAGGGUGACGAUGUAUUUUGUGAUCCCGAAGAUGAGUGGGAACCUGACAUUACAAACACGCCCGUGUCUUCACUUUCUCGAAGGAGGAGCAGAUGUUUGCUGAAGAACAGGAGGAUUUCUGGUUGUCUGCAGGACUUACAAGUCCCCCUGCCUCCGAAUCUGCACCCUUCCCGGUCAUCAGGUUUAAUGGAGAGAUCAAGCAGCCUUUGCUCAAAUUCAGCAGAACCAUUUCUUCCUGGAAUUUGCAAAGAACUGAUUGGCUCGUCGAUCGACUUCCUUGGGCAGAAUUACGAUGAAGAAAAAACGAUAGCAGAUAGCCUGAUGAGUAAUCUAAUGAAAAUCUACACUGCGCUGCUGGCCGUUUCUAAAGCCCAUGAAGAGCAGGACGAGGAGAGUCAGGAGAGCUUGUUCUCUUUGGAUCGAACGACGCAGUCCUUGACUAUACAGAUCACUUGUGCUUUCGAUCAGCUUGUGGUCUUGCUCAAACACUGGUGGAAUGAGUGUCUGCCUUGUACCAGCAUAGCAAGGCUCGAAGAUGAACUGAGACAAGAAAUUAAAACACUUGGGGGCUACCUACAGUUGUUUUUGCAGGGAUGCUGUUCAGAUAUUUCAUCCAUGGUGAAAGAGGCCAGGAAGAAAGGGAAGCAGGUUAUUCAGCAAGCUGUGAAGUAUGUGGGGCAGUUAGCCAUUCUGAAAGGGAGCAAGCUGUAUUUCCUGGACCACAGGAACAGUCAGACUUCCGGCAGCGUCCAGGGAGAAUUCAUGGAUGCUGUCUGCGAUGGUGUGGGCUCAGGAAUGAAGAUUCUGUUAGACUCUGGGCUGGAAAAAGCAGAAGAACUUGAACAAGACCUCUCGAGGCAGUGGGCACAGCACGAGGUCACCAAGCAGAUGAAAGCUAGUGCCAUGGGACUGAUCAGAUCUCUUGAAGAUACCUUCUCUGAAUGGAAAAUAAAAAGCUUCGGAGCUCCAGAACAAGAAGAUUAUAGAUUCCGGAACUGCAAGAAGAUGGUUCAUCUUGCCCCAGAAUUAUUGAAGUUAACACACUGCUUAGAGAGGACCGUUCGAAUGGUGAUUUCUGCGCUGAGAGGCGGCCCCGCCGACGCCGACCCCCGGAGGAGCUGCGUGGAGGAUCUCUGCCGCCUGGCCGGCCGCGUGCGCCGCGCGGCGGCGGGGGAGCCCUGCGCCCCGGAGCCCCCGGGCGAGGCCGGCCUGGGCCAGCUCGACGCCCUCGCCGCCUCGCUGCUCCUGUGCUUCGAGGCCGAGGAGGGACCCGAGGUGCUGGAAGCCCGCGAAUGUGCCGGAAGCCCGAGCCGCGGGGAGGCCGCCGCCACGCCGGGCAGGCCGGGCUGCAGCCGGGGCGUGCCCAAGCGCGUCCUCUCCCUGCGGGGCGCCCAGCCCGGGCCGGCCGGGGGCGGCCAGUGGGUGUGA